This is a messenger RNA of Equus caballus (horse), 4778 nucleotides long. It is a transcript of the gene SLC9A1, whose product is annotated as solute carrier family 9 member A1. The record is from RefSeq and is a predicted model, not a curated record. Gene Ontology annotation, molecular function: sodium:proton antiporter activity; potassium:proton antiporter activity. Gene Ontology annotation, biological process: sodium ion import across plasma membrane; potassium ion transmembrane transport; regulation of intracellular pH. Gene Ontology annotation, cellular component: plasma membrane. Lineage: Eukaryota; Metazoa; Chordata; Mammalia; Perissodactyla; Equidae.
CAUCAGUCAGCCGCCGCCGGGGCUGGUGAGGGCCUUGCUUGUGGAGCUGGAGCCGGACGCCGAGGAGCUGAAGCAGGGCCGGGGCGGAGCGCAGCGCUGCGCCGGGGCCGCAAGGAGGGGCGUCUUGCUGCUGGCCCACCGCGAGCCGCCCCCAGCCCGCGCCGAGGUGCCCUCCCGCCAGGCCGCCUGCCUCCGCCUUCCACCUCCCUCCAUUUGCCCGGAAUCUCAGCCCGGCGCGCCUGCAUCCCGGCCCUUCACUGGGAGAGGAAGCUCCCGGCCGCUUUCCAGCUCCUCUCUUUCCUCGCAGCCUGGACUCCCACCCCCCUCUCUUCUUUUCCUGGUCUGGAUCCCACUCCCUUCGGUCCCCUUCCUGUAGCCCAGGCUGCCUGCCCCUUCCCUUAGCCGAGUCAGCUCUUCAGUCACUUUCCUCAGCCGAGGGUCCCAACCUUCCCUCUUCGUUUUCCUUGCUUGGGGUCCAGUCUAUCCUGUCCCUUCCUCUGUCCCUAGGGCGCAGUCCCUUCCCUCUCCCCCUUUCCCAGGCCUGGAGUUCCAGACUUUUUGGUCUCCACCUGUGGUCCUUCCUGGGUCCUUGUUCCUCUUCCCCAUUUUGGAGUUCAAGAUCUGGAAACCAGCCUCCCUCCACCCCCCAGAGGACUGCUUCCACAAAAUACCUCUCUAAAACAUGAACUUUUCCUAGAGACCACUCCAGUCUUUCUUCUCACCUGCUGACCCCUUGCUACCUAUGUCCCAGGUCUUACUCUCACUUUGCUAAGGGUCAAGGCCUACUGGGCAGAGGGAGCAGCGCAAUGCUGUGGUCUGGCAUCUGUGGCCUCUCGCCGCCUCGAAUCUUCCCUUCGUUGCUUGUGUUGGUAGCCUUGGUGGGGUUGCUCCCUGUUCUCAGGAGCCAUGACCUCCAGUCCAGCCCUACUGCCAGCACCAUCCGAGGCUCAGAGCCACCACGGGAACGCUCCAUUGGGGAUGUCACCACCGCCCCACCGGAGUCCCCCCCUGAGAGCCGCCCUGUUAACCAUUCCGUCACUGAACAUAGCAUGAAGACUCGAAAGGCCUUUCCGGUUCUGGGGAUUGACUACUCACACGUGCGCACACCCUUUGAGAUCUCCCUCUGGAUCCUUCUGGCUUGCCUCAUGAAGAUAGGUUUCCAUGUGAUCCCCACCAUCUCGAGCAUCGUCCCAGAGAGCUGCCUGCUGAUCGUGGUGGGGCUGCUGGUGGGGGGCCUGAUCAAGGGCGUGGGGGAGACGCCCCCCUUCCUGCAGUCGGAAGUCUUCUUCCUCUUCCUGCUGCCGCCCAUCAUCCUGGAUGCAGGCUACUUCCUGCCACUGCGGCAGUUCACAGAGAACCUGGGCACCAUCCUGAUCUUCGCCGUGGUGGGCACGCUGUGGAACGCCUUCUUCCUGGGCGGCCUCAUGUAUGCCGUGUGCCUGGUGGGUGACGAGCAGAUCAGCAACAUUAAACUCCUGGACAACCUACUCUUCGGCAGCAUCAUCUCGGCCGUGGACCCCGUGGCCGUGCUGGCUGUCUUUGAGGAAAUUCACAUCAACGAGCUGCUACAUAUCCUCGUCUUCGGGGAGUCCCUGCUCAAUGACGCCGUCACUGUGGUCCUGUAUCAUCUCUUUGAGGAGUUUGCCAACUACGACCAUGUGGGCAUCGUGGACAUUGUCCUUGGCUUCCUGAGCUUCUUCGUGGUGUCCUUGGGCGGGGUGUUUGUGGGCGUGGUCUACGGGGUCAUCGCAGCCUUCACCUCCCGAUUCACCUCCCACAUCCGCGUCAUCGAGCCGCUCUUCGUCUUCCUCUACAGCUACAUGGCCUACCUGUCAGCCGAGCUCUUCCACCUGUCAGGCAUCAUGGCACUCAUUGCCUCGGGAGUGGUGAUGCGCCCCUACGUGGAGGCCAACAUCUCCCACAAAUCCCACACGACCAUCAAAUAUUUCCUGAAGAUGUGGAGCAGUGUCAGCGAGACCCUCAUCUUCAUCUUCCUCGGCGUCUCCACUGUGGCUGGCUCCCACCACUGGAACUGGACCUUUGUCAUCAGCACCCUAAUCUUCUGCCUCAUCGCCCGAGUACUGGGUGUGCUGGGCUUGACCUGGUUCAUCAACAAGUUCCGCAUCGUGAAGCUGACCCCCAAGGACCAGUUCAUCAUCGCGUAUGGGGGCCUACGAGGUGCCAUCGCCUUCUCCCUGGGCUACCUCCUGGACAAGAAGCACUUCCCAAUGUGUGAGCUGUUCCUCACUGCCAUCAUCACCGUCAUCUUCUUCACCGUCUUUGUGCAGGGUAUGACCAUUCGCCCCCUGGUAGACCUGUUGGCUGUGAAGAAAAAGCAAGAAACGAAGCGCUCCAUCAAUGAGGAGAUCCACACGCAGUUCCUGGACCACCUUCUGACAGGCAUCGAGGACAUCUGUGGCCACUACGGCCACCACCACUGGAAGGACAAGCUGAACCGGUUUAAUAAGAAGUACGUGAAGAAGUGUCUGAUAGCUGGCGAGCGCUCCAAGGAGCCCCAGCUCAUCGCCUUCUACCACAAGAUGGAGAUGAAGCAGGCUAUUGAGCUGGUGGAAAGUGGGGGCAUGGGCAAGAUCCCCUCCGCCGUCUCCACCGUCUCCAUGCAGAAUAUCCACCCCAAGUCCCUGCCUGCUGAGCGCAUCCUGCCAGCACUGUCCAAGGACAAGGAGGAGGAGAUCCGCAAAAUCCUGAGGAACAACUUGCAGAAGACCAGGCAGCGGCUGCGGUCCUACAACAGACACACGCUGGUGGCAGACCCCUACGAGGAGGCCUGGAACCAGAUGCUGCUCCGGAGACAGAAGGCCCGGCAACUAGAGCAGAAGAUCAACAACUACCUGACGGUGCCUGCCCACAAGCUGGACUCGCCCACCAUGUCACGGGCCCGCAUCGGCUCAGACCCGCUGGCCUAUGAGCCAAAGGCCGACUUGCCUGUUAUCACCAUCGACCCAGCCUCCCCGCAGUCGCCUGAGUCCGUGGACCUGGUGAAUGAGGAGCUGAAGGGCAAGGUCUUGGGGCUGAGCCGGGAUCCAAGGUUGGCUGAGGAGGACGAGGAUGAUGACGAUGGGGGCAUUGUGAUGCGGACCAAGGAGCCUUCGUCCCCAGGCACCGAUGAUGUCUUCACACCUGGGCCAAGUGACAGCCCCAGCUCCCAGAGGAUACAGCGGUGCCUCAGUGACCCAGGCCCUCACCCUGAGCCUGGGGAAGGAGAGCCUUUCAUCCCCAAGGGGCAGUAGCCCUGCGGCCAGCGGGCAGUGCCCAUCCUACCACAGACUCUCCCACCAGAGUAGGGGCUGCUGGGGGAACGGAGGGCUCCCUCGUCCUUCCUGACCUGGAUUGGCCCUGCCCCUCUCCCCACCGCAUGGCAGCUGGGCCCACAGCCCCCAUCGCAGCACGGCUUCCCCCUGCCUCCUGGGAAGCGCCCUCCCUCCCACCAGAACUGCCUUCCCAGUCCUCUAGGCAGAACUGCUGGGCCGUGAGGCAGCCCCUGCCCCUUCCCGAUCCAGGCUCUCUCCCAUACCCCGACUAGGGCCUCUGAGUUUCCCAGACCUCAGAGGUCCCCCUCCCACUCCAUCACUCUCCUCAUUCAAACCAAUCUUAGUUUCUAACCAAAGAGCCUCUGGCUCAGCCUUGGUCCCACCUGGGAAGGGAAGGAGCCAAGGCCUCCCUUGGCCUAGGCCAGGCCCUCCAUUAACAGGGGAAAGACUAGGGGACCAGGCAUCUGACUGGGGGAGGGAUUGGUGACCCAUGGUAGUCCUCUCCUCCUGCCAGCUCUGUCACCCUGGCCAGCCACCCUGACCUGUCCUUACUCAGAGCUGCAGGCUGAGGGCAUCUCUGAGCUUCUCUGUCUGGAGCUGGGGCGCUUUGGACAGUAACGUGACUCAGCUUUCCAGACUGUGCUCCAAGGGACCAGCAGGCCCUUCAGGGGUGCUGUCAGGGGAGGACUGUCAGGGGCUACAGAAAGUGCUGCCUUUUUAUCUGUUCUGUUUGUUCACACUUCCAUGUAUGAUUCUAUUUGCACAGAGGGCAUUCCUGUUUUUAAAACAUUUUAAAAACCCCUGGCUGACAGAGCUCCGGCCCUGCCCUCCUACUCCAGAGAGUUACCCCUCUUCAUUUGUGCCUGUCUGCCCAACACUCUCCCCUAAAUCGGUCCUCUGCCUUUUGGGCUCUUAACUGUGGCCCCAAGGCUCUGAUUUCAGAAGUGACCCCCAACCCAGUCAUAAUUCUCUCUAACUCUCAGACGCUGGGCCUCUUGGCGCCUUCUUUGCUCUUGGGCCUGACCCUCAGUUCCUGCUCGCCUGUCCCUUCCCUCAUCCCCCUGUUGGCCCCUGGAAUCUCCCUCUUCUGUACACUGCACCCAGCUUGCUGUGGGGCCCAGUCCUCGGGGUAGAAGGCCUCCCCUGAGCAUCCUCUGCCCAGCUGGGGCUGGUGGAUGGCCAGGGUCCUGGGCCCCCAAAGGCCUUUCCUCACAGGCACACACUCCCACCCCGCUGCCACCAUGGCCAGGCCCAGGCCUAUUGGUGGGCACUCCCUUCCCCAGGAUUGUGCAAUAGUCAGAGUGUCCCUCUUCCCAGUGGACUGGGCAGUGGGUGCUCAUCUGUCUCCCCUCCUCUCCAUGCAAGUGCUGUUUUGGGCAGGAGUCACCAUGCGAGGAUGAUGUUGACAACCAUGUUCAAAGCCACCACAGCUGCUCCCGCUCUGCCGCCUGUACAGAAACCGAAUCUUUUUCAUAUUCUAAUAAAUCGGUAUGAGUUUUUGAUAGA